AUGGCAAGAACUAUCCCGGGCCUAUCUUAUGAUCGUGACGUUGACCAAGAAGAGUUCGACUUACUCGAUGCCCUAGUUAGACUGCAUGAAACUGCACCACACGGAAUCCUCUACCUCCAGAACUACCAUCUCAACGCCUCCAGGCCCCUCUCCGUUCCCCUUUGCCCUCGCACAUCACCACCCUCAGACUACACAUGGCCUGCCGGCUGGACCUUCACCGUCACGCCAGGCCCAAUCCUCAUGCCGAUCGAGCUCGGCGCGGACAUCCUAGAUUCAUUCUACGGGCAAGUCAUGGCUUACGCAGCGGCUCGGAUACUCGCGAAUGCCGCCCCACUAGCCGCUGGCGUCGACAUAGCUGACGGGCCCUUGGUGCUUGACUUCCUGGUGGUAGAUGGGGCUAAUUCGCAUGGUCUGGAAUGGAGCAUUGUGUACUGGUUUGCGGCUUAUAUGCAGGCCAUGGCAAGGAGAGGAUACACUGGGCUGGGGAGUGUGACACUCAGGCACGAAAAUGGGUGGGUGCUCGAUGUGACAUUGAGGCUGGCGUGGAGUGUGAGGGUUGGUGGAGGAUUGUAA
This is a messenger RNA of Letharia lupina, 573 nucleotides long. RefSeq lists its product as uncharacterized. The coding region runs from base 1 to 573 and encodes 190 amino acids. The record is from RefSeq and is a predicted model, not a curated record. The transcript is spliced from 2 exons. NCBI's taxonomy places the organism in Eukaryota, Fungi, Ascomycota, Lecanoromycetes, Lecanorales, Parmeliaceae.